UUUCCUUCCCUGGCUGCCUGAGGAUCUGUUGCCAUCAUGAAUGACACGGUAACUAUCCGGACCCAGAAGUUCAUGACCAACCGACUACUUCAAAGGAAACAAAUGGUCAUUGAUGUCCUUCAUCCCGGGAAAGCAACAGUACCCAAGACAGAAAUUCGGGAAAAACUCGCCAAAAUGUACAAGACUACACCGGAUGUCAUUUUUGUAUUUGGAUUCAGAACCCAUUUCGGGGGUGGCAUGACAACUGGCUUCGUCAUGAUUUAUGAUUCUUUGGAUUAUGCGAAGAAAAAUGAACCCAAACAUAGACUUGCAAAACACGGCCUGUAUGAGAAGAAAAAGACAUCAAGAAAGCAGCGGAAGGAAUGCAAGAACAGAAUGAAGAAAGUCAGGGACACCGCAAAGGCCAAUGUUGGUGCUGGCAAAAAGUGAGCUGGAGAUCAGAGAACAGCCAAAGGAGUAAAGAUUUUGCAGUGCCUGUCUGCAGUGACUGCGGGUUUUUCACGAGAGGAUUAAUAAACUGUAAAAACUUAAAAAAAAAAAAAA
Molecule: messenger RNA, 543 nt
Organism: Heterocephalus glaber (naked mole-rat)
Lineage: Eukaryota; Metazoa; Chordata; Mammalia; Rodentia; Bathyergidae
Product: small ribosomal subunit protein eS24
Biological process (GO): translation
Cellular component (GO): ribosome
Molecular function (GO): structural constituent of ribosome
Source: RefSeq, a predicted model, not a curated record